This is a messenger RNA of Eimeria necatrix, 3858 nucleotides long. Its product is annotated as splicing factor 3B subunit 1, putative. The transcript has 9 exons. The record is from RefSeq and is a predicted model, not a curated record. The coding region runs from base 1 to 3858 and encodes 1285 amino acids. Lineage: Eukaryota; Apicomplexa; Conoidasida; Eucoccidiorida; Eimeriidae. Gene Ontology annotation, molecular function: mRNA binding. Gene Ontology annotation, biological process: spliceosomal complex assembly. Gene Ontology annotation, cellular component: U2-type prespliceosome; U2 snRNP; catalytic step 2 spliceosome.
AUGCUGUCCGCCGGGGGGGGGGACGCGAGCGACGCUGCAGCGCUCCUCGAGAAGAAGGCCAGCGUCGCUCGCGAGGACUUGUACCGCAGGCAGCGCUUCCAGCGAGCGCUCUCGCCCGAAAGACAAGACCCUUUCGCUGCAGACGGGGGCCGCAGGGCCGACGUGAGCGCCCGCAGCUACGCAGACGUGAUGGUGGAGCAGCAGCUCGACAGGGAGAAGCAAGCAGCAGUCAAACAAAUCCGCAAGCUGCAGGAAGACGCGGCUUUCGCGCAGCAGCUGCUGCAGCAGCAGCAGCAGGAGGCGGCGGGCGCGGCCGCCGCGGGCAAGCGCGGCCGCUGGGCCGGCGACCGCCAGCUCACCGACGCAGAGCGCUUGGCGCUGCAGCAGCAGCAGCAGCAGCAGGGCAGCGAGGGCGCUGCUGCUGCUGCCGCCAGCCUCACCAGCCGCUGGGACACUCCCCUCCAGGCCGGCGGCCAGGCCCCCGGCUGGGGCGACACGCCCAUGGCUUCUGGCGGAGAAGCAGCAGCAGAAGCAGCAGAACAAAAACCCAAAAAGAGAAGCCGGUGGGACGCCACGCCGGCGCAGCCCGGCACUGGCCAGGAAACGCCCACCCCCGGCCAGUGGGGAGCCACGCCGCUCGUGGCGGGGCCUGGAGGCCAAACUCCGUUGGCAAUGAAAAAGAAAAGUCGAUGGGACGCAACUCCAGUGCCUGGCGGCGAAGAGGGCUCGGGGGUGGGCUCGGCCAUGGCCACUCCGCUCACGGGGGCCCGCCUGGCCGACGGCUCCGACGCCGGCCUCGCCACCCCCGGCCUUUCCCAGACUCCGGGCGCCACCCCCAUGACUUCCGGCUUGACCCCUGGCGCCACGCCGCUGGCCAUGACCGGGCUGGGGUCCACGCCGAUGACCCCCAGCACUCCUUUGCAGACCCCGGAGCAGCUGCUGGCGCUGCGGCUGCAGCAGGAGUUCGAUGAAAGAAACAGAUACUUGACAGAUGAAGAACUUGACAGAAUAAUGCCGACUGAGGGCUACGAAGUGGUGCAGCCGCCGAGCGACUACAACCCGCCGCCGACUUCUGCUGCUGUUGCUGCAGCGCGCGCGCGGCAGCAGGCCCUGGCCUCUUCGGGGAUGGGCCCCGCCACCCCCGGAGUUGCUGCUGCUGCCACUCCCCUGGGGGUCACUCCCAUGUACGUGAUGCCUGAAGAGGGGGGCAUUUCGGUGAAGGCUUUGGACCCCACGGGGUCUCUGCUGGACCCCCAGGGGCUGGGGGAGGCUUCUGGGGGCGUGCAGAUGAAGGCUGAGGACUUCCACUUCUUUUCGAAGCUCUUUGAAGAAAAACCAGAAGACCAAAUGACCCAGGAGGUGACUCUGGGGGGCGCGCUGCUGCUUCCGGGCUUCGGGAGGGGAAGCUGGGAAGUCAAGGAAAAGAAGAUCCAGCUGCUGCUGCUCAAGAUCAAGAACGGAACUCCCCCGCUGCGCCGUUCUGCGCUGCGCAUUUUGACUGACAAAGCAAAAGAGUUCGGAGCUGCUGCACUUUUCAACCAAAUUUUGCCUCUGAUGAUGCAGACGACGCUGGAGGACCAGGAGCGCCACUUGCUCGUGAAAGUCAUAGAUCGCGUGCUGUACAAGCUGGACGACCUGGUGCGGCCCUACGCCCACAAGAUCCUGGUGGUCAUCGAGCCGCUGCUGAUCGACGAGGAUUACUACGCCCGCAUAGAAGGCAGAGAAAUAAUCAGCAAUUUGGCCAAGGCCGCGGGCCUGGCGACCAUGAUCGCCACCAUGAGGCCAGACAUUGACCAUCCCGACGAAUACGUGCGAAACACAACUGCCAGGGCGUUUGCUGUGGUGGCCUCUGCCUUGGGAGUGCCUUCGCUGCUGCUGUUCUUGAAGGCCGUGUGCCAGAGCAAGAAGUCGUGGCAGGCGCGGCACACGGGGAUAAAAAUAAUUCAGCAAAUAGCCAUUUUGCUGGGGUGCGGGGUGUUGCCGCACUUGCGGCAGUUCGUGGAAAUAAUCCAACACGGGCUCGACGACCCCGUUCUCAAAAUUAAGACUGUCACCGCGCUGGCCCUGGCCGCGCUGGCCGAGGCCGCAGCGCCCUACGGCAUUGAGGCCUUCGACUGCGUGCUGCGGCCGCUGUGGAAGGGCAUAGGGGAAAUAAAGGGGAAGAGCCUGGCGGCCUACUUGAAGGCCAUUGGCUCCAUCAUUCCGCUGAUGGACGCUUACCACGCGAGUUACUACACGCGGGAAGUCAUGGUGAUGCUGGUGCGGGAGUUCGAAACCAACGACGAGGAAAUGAAAAAGAUCGUUUUGCGAGUCGUCAAACAGUGCGUGGCCACUGAGGGCGUGGAGGGGGAAUAUAUUCGCACUGACAUCAUUCCUCCUUUCUUUUCGAAAAUGUGGCUCGUCCGAAACGCCCUGGAUCGCCGCACGGCCAAACUCCUCACCGAAACCGCCACGGAGUUGGCCUCCAAGGCCGGCGGGGCCCACGUCAUUAAGUUCAUUGUAGAUGAUCUUAAAGACCCCAGCGAGCCCUUCAGAAAGGUGACUCUCGAAACGAUAGAACAGGUGAUAGUGAACGGGGGGGUGGCGGACAUAGACGGGAGGCUGGAGGAGCAGCUGAUCGACGGCUUGCUUUACGCCUUCCAAGAACAGACCACUGAGGACACUCAAGUGCUUUUAAAUGGCUUUUCAACUAUUGUUAAUGCACUCUCCACCCGCGUUAAGCCCUACCUCCCGCAGAUCUGCGGUGUCAUUCGCUGGCGGCUGAACACCCCUUCGGCGAAGCUGAGGCAGCAAGCCGCAGACCUCGUGGCGCGCAUUGCAACUGUCAUGUUCAAGAGUGGCGAAGAGCAAAUGCUGGGCCACUUGGGCUUGUUCUUGUACGAGUACUUGGGCGAAGAGUACCCCGAUGUGUUGGGAAGCAUUCUGUGCGCCUUGAAAGCCAUCGUGAACGUGAUUGGAAUGAACAAGAUGACGCCUCCCAUCAAGGAUCUGCUGCCUCGCUUAACUCCCAUCCUCAAAAACCGCCACGAAAAAGUGCAGGAAAACCUUAUUGACCUCAUCGGCCGCAUCGCCGAUCGCGGAGGCGACUUGGUGUCGCCCAAGGAGUGGGACAGGAUUUGCUUCGACCUUUUGGACUUGUUGAGAGCCCAGAAAAAGAGCAUUCGGAGAGCCACUGUGAACACGUUUGGCUACAUUGCCAGGACUAUAGGGCCGCAAGACGUGCUGGCAACACUCCUGAACAAUUUGAAGAUGCAAGAACGUCAGUUGCGACUUUGCACGACCAUCGCCAUUGCUAUCGUGGCUGAGACCUGCUUGCCGUAUUCUGUGCUGCCUGCGCUCAUCAACGAAUACCGAGUGCCCGAACUGAACAUUCAAAACGGCGUCUUGAAGACUCUUAGCUUCAUGUUUGAGUACAUUGGCGAGAUGGCCAAGGACUACAUCUAUACAGUCACGCCGUUGUUAGAAGAUGCCCUCAUGGACAGAGACCUUGUCCACAGACAAACUGCAGCUUGGGCUUGCAAGCACCUUGCGCUUGGCGUCCACGGACUGAGCUGUGAAGAUGCGCUUACUCAUUUGUUUAACUACGUCUGGCCAAACAUUUUCGAAGUGUCGGCACACAUGGUCCAAGCGUUUUUUGAUGCUGUGGACGGCAUGCGCGUUGCUAUUGGGCCCGGAGUUGUUUUCCGAUAUGUCAUCUUGGGCCUCUUCCACCCUGCACGCAAAGUACGAGAGGUGUAUUGGAGGGUGUAUAACAACGUGUACAUCGGGCACCAGGACGCGAUGGUAGCUUUUUUCCCAAGACUUCCCGACGACGGGAAGCAUUCAUUUGCCCGUCAUGAGCUUGAACUGGUCAUUUAG